AUGUGGGAACCAAUUCUACGUUCUUUGCGUAUUGUAUCAAAACGGCUACAAAAUAUAAAUAUGGAUUUGGAAGCAGCUUCAAACAUGAUACAGCUGGCUGUGACAUCAACUCAAGAUAUCAGAGACAACUACCAGCAUAUUUUAAUUAUUGCAAAAGAAUUAUGUAAAAAAUGGAAUAUACCAGUCACAUAUCCCAACGAACGUAAAAAACAAGCUGUAAAAUAUUUUGAUGAAAUAGAUGGUGAUCGUAGACUUAACACUAAUGAAGAUAAUUUUAAAGUUCAAAUCUUUUUCCCUGUUAUGGACUCUGUUUUAUCACAACUUGUAGCUCGAUUUAAAGGAACACAUGAUGUAGUUGAAACUUUUUCAUUUUUAAAUCCUACUUCAUUUUUAUCAAAAACUGAAAAAGAAGUUAUCAAUGCAUCAUAUGACUUCAUAUUAAAGUAUAGUAAUGAUAUCAGCACAGAUUUUACCCGACAAUUAUUAAGUUUAAGAACUAGUUUACAAAAACAUCAACUUAAAACUAUUAAGAGCUUGGCCAUUUAUAUUGUUGAAAAUGAUUUAUCCAUUGUAUUUCCAGAUGUUUUAAGCGCAUGUGUGUCACGUCAUCCAAUAUGUUAA
Aphis gossypii (cotton aphid) is the source of this 621-nucleotide messenger RNA. RefSeq lists its product as uncharacterized. The record is from RefSeq and is a predicted model, not a curated record. The transcript has 2 exons. Bases 1 to 621 code for a protein of 206 amino acids. NCBI's taxonomy places the organism in Eukaryota, Metazoa, Arthropoda, Insecta, Hemiptera, Aphididae.